UGCAGACAGUUUGUAACAACACGUAGGCAGCUUUGCCCUCACGAAGUCAUAUCACCAGAGCUUACAUGCAUGAGAACAGUCAAGGCUUGGCUGGUGACCUUCCCUCAUCUGUUAAGAUCUCACUGAGAUAUCAAUGGAGAUUUUACCUUUGCUUUGUAUUCUCUCUGUGGUUUGUACGGGUUUAACCACAGGAGCUGGUGUGUUGCCAGAUGUUCCUCUGAAUGCAGCUGUGGGACAGACGGUGACGUUCACCCCAACACUGACUCCACCACUUGUAACAGUCAUAUGGAACUUUAAUCAGAAUAAGAAUAUAAUCACGUUUACUGGUGAAACCUUCACUGCACCAGAGUAUGAAGGCAGGAUCACCUUCUCCCCUUCUUCUGGAUCUCUGGAGCUCUGGAGUGUGAAUUUAAAUGACACUGGAGAAUACAGCGUUUUCAUUAUACGACAGGGAGAACUAGCAAAGAAUGGAGCCACCACACUGAGAGUUUAUGAGCCAGUCUCCAAUGUAACGUUAGCUGCCAACAGCACAGACCUGGUGGAGUUCAACAGCUCCGUCACACUGACCUGCUCCUCCUCUGGACCCUCCCUCUCUUUCCUCUGGCUGAACAGCAGCUCUGAGGUGACAGAAAGUGACAGAGUUCAGCUCACUGAUGGAGGCUCCACCCUCACUAUAGUCAAUGUGACCCGCUAUGACCAGGGACCAUUCAGGUGUCUCGUGUCCAAUCCUGUCAGUAAUGGCAGCAGCAUUGCAGUAAACCUCUCCAUCAGCUAUGGCCCAGAAAAUAUUAUUUUGACAUCUCCACCACAUGAAUACUAUGCAGUCGGAUCAAACUUCAUCCUGUCCUGCUCAGCUGACUCCAGACCUGCUGCCAUGUUUUACUGGUUUCUGAAUGGAGACCAGCUGACUGAUACUGGAGCAGAGCUCAGACUGACAAACAUUCAGAUGAGUCAGAGUGGAAACUACAGCUGUCAGGGCUUUAACCAGAAAACUGGGAGAUAUGAAACGUCUCAGUCUUCACCUGUGACUGUACUGGAGCCAGUCUCCAAUGUAAUGUUAGCUGCCAGCAGCACAGACCUGGUGGAGUUCAACAGCUCCGUCACACUGACCUGCUCCUCCUCUGGAUCCUCCCUCUCUUUCCUCUGGCUGAACAGCAGCUCUGAGGUGACAGAAAGUGACAGAGUUCAGCUCACUGAUGGAGGCUCCACCCUCACUAUAGUCAGUGUGACCCGCUAUGACCAGGGACCAUUCAGGUGUCUCGUGUCCAAUCCUGUCAGUAAUGACAGCAGCAAUGAAGUAAACCUCUCCAUCAGCUAUGGCCCCGAAAAUAUUAUUUUGACAUCUUCACCACAUGAACACUAUGCAGUCGGAUCAAACAUCACCCUGUCCUGCUCAGCUGACUCCAGACCUGCUGCCAUGUUUUACUGGUUUCUGAAUGGAGACCAGCUGACUGAUACUGGAGCAGAGCUCAGACUGACAAACAUUCAGAUGAGUCAGAGUGGAGACUACAGCUGUCAGGCCUUUAACCAGAAAACUCUGAGAUAUGAAACGUCUCUGCUGUCAGUUGUCUCUGUACUGGAGAGAAUAUCAGGUGUUUCUUUGACAUCGACAACAAACCUGCCGAUUGAGAAGAAGUCUGUCAACUUAACCUGUGAGGCUGCUGGCACUGUAUUUAACAGAAGGUGGAAGAAGGAUGGCUCAGAUCUGAUCCUGGCAGACAACAUGAUGGUUUAUGACGAGAACAGAGGGCUGUUUGUUCACCCUCUACAGAGAACAGACAGUGGAACAUAUUCCUGUAACGUCAGUAACCCAUUCAGCGCUGAGGAAGCUACAUUCACCAUGGAUGUUAACUAUGGACCAGACAAUGUUCAAAUCACAGGUCCAAGUGAGGUACAUGUUGGACAGGCCAUAAAUUUAACCUGCUCUGCUGAGUCCAACCCAUCUGCUAGUUACACCUGGAUGCUGAAUGGGACGGAGAUACACAACUCUGCUGUGUUCACUAAAAACACACCUGAGCCUUCUGACAGCGGCGAAUACACCUGUCAAGUCACAAAUAAAAUAACUGAGAGAACGUCAUCGGCGGUGCACGUAUUAUCUGUAACAGGCAACUCGGCCACAACAUCAGGCUGUUCAGGUGGUUGCAUUGCUGGGAUAGUAAUCGCAGUGUUAGUCAUCCUUGGAGCAGCUGGUGGUGGAGGAUACUACGUUUAUAGAAAAAAAAAACAGCAGAAAAAGCCCUCCAAUAGAAACACGGCCACCGGACCCACAAGAAUUGAAGGUCAUGACAACCAAACAUACUCUGAGGAGCUGAACUAUGCAGAUAUCAAGUUUUUCAAGAACAAAGAUGGUGGGACAGUCCAGCUGGGGCAGCAGAAUAACUCAGAAUACGCUCAGAUCAAAGUGAACAACAGACCCGUCGUGGAACAUUCACCUCCUACCUAUGAUGCCCACCUGCAGCGACCCAAGAGGGAAGCUCCUCAGCCUGACGUCACACAGCUUUAUGCUAAGGUUAACAAGAACCGGGCGAAUCACACAUGAGGGAUCACUGGAGGCCAGAAGCAACUGACACGUGGUUGGAGAAACCUGCACUUGCCUCUCAUUGCAUUUAUAGACAACUUAUUUUAGACUUGAGUUUACUCAGUGAAAGCACUUUAGCAGAGGUUAAUAAUCAACCCGGUUAUGACAGUUAUUGGUGUGACCGAGGUCAGAAAGCACAAUGUUGUCCUGUUAUUGUGCUUUCACAGUAUAUGGUAAUUCUGAUGUCCUUCCAUUAGUGUGUGUGCAGUGAAUGAAAAGCGCUGAUAUCUGAGUGGAAUCGUUCUCAGUGAGUGAUUCAGUUUGUUUGCUUGAGACGUAAUGUUUGACACUGAUGAGGUGUCAGACUUGACUCGUGCUGCGUGCUGUGUAAUUUCAGUUGCAGUCUGUAGCUUGCUUGUCAGUUUUUCUAUUUAUUUUACAUCUUACCAAAUGAAAAAUCUUGGUUGUUUAACUAUAUUUAAUUUACCUUUCAGUGGUGCCUUUCAGGACAUUUUGCUUGGCAUCGACAGAGCUUGUUAAGUUUGUCUGUACAGCAGUGAACUGCAAUGACCUGGCAAAAGAUAAAGAUGAAGGUAGAAGUUCAGCUUUAUGAAGAAGAAACAAUAGUUAUAAGUUAGUUAUAAUUAAAGUAAAAGGAAUUUCCAUGAGAUUUCCAUUAGUUAUGUAAUGGGUAUCUUCAGAUCCAAUAAAAAGUCUUGAAGUCCAUCAACAGGCAGGUGAGAGAUAAAACUUUUACAGCCUUUUACGGUUAAUGUCAGUAAAAAUUGCAACGUGAAUGCAUGAUAAGGUGCUUCUUCCGUGUCCAAAGCAAAGUAAUUCAAAUAAGUGCAACAUGGCCAAUAGGAAAUAGAACCAAACUGAUGUUGCCAUAAACACUCCCUGUUUGGCACACCAGCACGCAUCCUCAAUUUUAUUAUGGCACUCCUAAGUUAUGCUAUAUUUUGUUCAUUAUCUUAAGGCAUGGCAUGCAUUAUGUUUGCACUAAUAUUUUUUGAUAGAAGUUCAUUUAAUAUCUUGAAUCCUUUUCUUUGUAAGUAAUAAAGAAGUGUUUUUUGGAGUUAGUGUAGGAUUAAAUCAACAGUGUUACCUCAGAUUUUGUUUUCCUGACCCUUCCCUUUCCUGUAGGAUCAUCGGUGUUAUUUUAAUCUUCACUGACACCUGACAUUUGUGAUCUCAGCAAAUAAUUUUAGGAGGAAACUGGAAAGUUCUAUACUUUUUAAUUUAAUUAAGGUUGACAGUCAUUUGUGUUCACCCAGGCUACACAUUAACUUCUCCUUUCUUAGGUUCCUGACCAGCAAUCUGAUAAUCUAUUGUUGAUAAAGUCAAACCACAGCAUGUCAGGAACCAAGGUUAAACAGUAUAUGAUACUGCACAUUUUACUGAUAAUCGCUUCUUCCCCUUUUUAAAACAAUGACUGGUUCAGAACAAGGUACAUGAAGAGAAUGAAGUGUCCCAAACCGAGCUAAUGGUUUCCCCUCCCCCAUCAGUUACUCAUUGUUAAAGAUCAAACUCAAAAUCAGCCUCCUUUCAGUGCAUGCACUGAAAAGACUUUUCUUUAAUGUGCUUGUUUUACACUUUACUUAGCUUUUCCACACUAUGAAACUGAAUCCUUUGUUUUUGUUUCUUUAAAAUGAUCUUACACACUUAUUUGAAAUGAAUGUAUUUUACAUGACAUUUUCAGGUGAAAAUUAAUGGAUAAGUUAAUGAAUUCAUAUAUUAUGGUAUUUUUAAAUUAAAUGGACUUUUGAUCAUGAAAACCACCCCUCAUCUUAUUAUAACUUAAACCUUAAUACCUUAAAACAUUUUCAACUAAAUGUGAAAAUUCAGGGAGGCUUUCAUGGUUUUUGGUCAGUGGGCUUCUACCCCUUAAAAAAACAUUAAAUCAUGCACAUAAACCAUUAAAAUAUAUUUAUCUUCAUUAUCACAAGGCAUAGCUACCUCUUUUGGAAUACACUUUGUUAUCAUUGUUAAAUUAAGAAGUCAUUUGUGUUAUUUUAACUCUCUUUUCCAGAGUUUCUUGUUUCAUAGUGAACCGUAUCCUUGUGAUCUGUUUACCAUUAACUUCUGUCUAAUCAGCCUGACAGCUUUGAACUGUUUAAUGCCAUUCCAAUGUGAAUGUGUGAUUAAUGCUUGACCGGUUUGCCCAAAGAAAGAAGGCAGUGAAUAUAAUUCUCAGGUUGGAAAUAUUACAUUUGUAAUUUAAUUUAAAUGCUUGUUCAAAUAAAUAAACUAGUUUGUUACAUUAACUUA
Scatophagus argus is the source of this 4789-nucleotide messenger RNA. Its product is annotated as carcinoembryonic antigen-related cell adhesion molecule 5-like. The record is from RefSeq and is a predicted model, not a curated record. The transcript has 12 exons. The coding region runs from base 134 to 2539 and encodes 801 amino acids. NCBI's taxonomy places the organism in Eukaryota, Metazoa, Chordata, Actinopteri, Scatophagidae.